Molecule: messenger RNA, 999 nt
Organism: Coccinella septempunctata (seven-spotted ladybird)
Lineage: Eukaryota; Metazoa; Arthropoda; Insecta; Coleoptera; Coccinellidae
Gene: Prosbeta2
Product: proteasome subunit beta type-7
Exons: 3
Coding region: 100-921 (273 amino acids)
Cellular component (GO): proteasome core complex
Molecular function (GO): threonine-type endopeptidase activity
Source: RefSeq, a predicted model, not a curated record
UGUUUGUCAUUAUUGUAAAGUAAAAAUUAACAAGUUGGUUUAACGUUUCCAUACAUACAUUUCAUCUAGCUAUUCAGAAAGUAUCAGGAUAUUCUCAACAUGACGUCUGUUUUAUGCCCAGAAAUUCCUACUCCAGGAUUCUCAUUUGAAAACUGCAAACGCAAUGCUCUAUUGGAAGGAAAAGGUCUUGCCUUACCCAAAGCAACCAAAACUGGUACUACAAUUGUAGGUAUUACCAUUAAAGAUGGAAUCGUUCUUGGUGCUGAUACAAGAGCAACUGAAGAUACCACUGUUGCAGAUAAGAAUUGUGAAAAAAUUCAUUAUAUCUCACCUAAUAUUUAUUGUUGUGGUGCAGGCACAGCAGCUGAUACAGAAAUGGUUACCCAAAUUAUUUCCUCCAAACUUGCUCUCCACCAGCUCUACACCCAUCGUCAGGUAAGAGUAUGUACAGCAAAUAUGAUGCUGAAGCAAUACUUGUUCCGCUACCAAGGCUAUGUGGGAGCUGCUCUCAUUCUUGGUGGAGUGGAUACAACUGGUCCUCAUCUUUAUCAAAUUUACCCACAUGGUUCUACUGACAAAUUGCCCUUUACUACUAUGGGCUCUGGUUCUUUGGCUGCUAUGGCUGUGUUUGAAUCCCGUUGGAAACCAGAUAUGGGAGAAGAGGAAGGUAUUCAGCUUGUGAGGGAUGCUAUUGCAGCUGGUAUCUUCAAUGAUUUAGGAUCAGGUAGUAAUGUCGAUGUUUGUGUAAUUAAGAAGUCUGGAGUUGACUAUAAGAGAACGUACGAAGAGGCAAAUAAGAAGGGUACUAGGCAGAAUUCCUAUCGUUAUCCUAAGGGAUGUACCGCUGUUCUGUCAACUAAAGUGCAAAAUAUUGAAGUUGAAACUAAAGUUCAGCAUAUUGAACCAAUGGAUACUGCUUAGAUUAGAAUGGUUAAUGAUAAGUUUUAUAUUGAUUGUGAAGUAUCUAACAAUAACUCCACAUUAAAAAUUCAAUGCUUA